AUUAUAAGUCGAUAAAAUUAAAAAAGGUGCGGAUUAACCGAAAAACACAUUAAAAUGCUAAAAACAAAAACAAAUGACGAGAAAGCCGAUACUCUCUUGACAAAAAGUCUAGUACCCAUCAUCGAUCUGGCUCAUUGUGGCACUGAAGAAUGCCCCGUGCGAUCUGUGGUCAACCGAGUGGGGCAACAAUUGCACAAAGCUCUCUCUGAAAAGGGUUUGGCUUUACUGGUAAAUCAUGGAAUUGCCGAUGAAAAGUUGAAAACCGCUUGGGAUCAUUUGGAUGAUUUUGUCGAUUUACCCACAGAUGUUAAAGAACACUACAUACGUACUGGUGAGGAUAAUCAUGGUUACGUGAGUCCCGGCUUGGAAUGUUUCGAUGGAAAGAUCCCCGAACUUAGACACGCUUUCAAUAUUUGUACGCUAAACGCCAAAGAUCUGCCCGAAGAACCUUUACCAGGAUUUGCUGAUCAUAUAUCGACAUUAGCCGAAGAUUUUAAAUCUUUAGCUCGUUUUCUUUUGCAAGCUCUGGCGAUAUCAUUCGACAUACCACAGACAUUUUUUCUGGAAAGACACUCACAUAUGUUAUCCGGCGAUCAUGAUAACGAAACCACUCUGCGUUUAUUAUACUACCCGCCAGUAAUAGAGGAAGAUGAAAAUGGUAAAAACGAAUUCAUUAAAGGUCAUUGCAAAUACAGUUAUCAACGUUGCGUUACAAAUCUACCGGACUUUCGCCCUGAAUACAAUCCGCGCGAUGACUUCAAUGAAAUAGACGGUGACAGCAACCGAAUUGACGAAUUAAACCAAACCACAGAACGUCGUCUGCCAAAUGGUGAGAUGAUACGUUGCGGUGCUCACACCGAUUACGGUACUUUCACUCUGUUAGCUCAGGAUUCAGAAGGCGGUCUAGAAGUAAAACUAACUGGAACUGAAAAAUGGCAAAGACUCGGACACUUACCCGGCGCAAUACUUGUUAAUUGCGGUGAAAUAUUAACAAUAUGGACACAAGCUAGAUACCUUGCGUUGCCACAUCGAGUGGUAAUACCGGAACAAGAACAUCUAAGAACCCGAGGUCGACAUUCUAUAGCGUUCUUUUGCCAUCCAGAUAAUUUAACAUUGAUAUCCCCCUACGAUUUGCCACUGCCUGCUGAUGUACAAGAUACUACCUGCAAAAAGACAAGAAAAAAGUCCUUUAAAGCGGCGAAAGAAAAGGUCUAUAACGCCUAUCAGCUAAUACAAAAGCGCUUUCGCGAGACUUACCAGAACCACUACACUUCGUAAUUAAUACUGAAAUUGUGGCAGAGAAACGCCAACUAACUUAACAGAACUGUGUUUGUUUAGCUUUUCAGUCAGUCCAGUCAAUAGUGUAAAAACAAGUUCAUUCAAACGAUAGAAACAAGUGAUUUCUUAAAAAUAAUUUAUAUACCGAUUUUUUUUUAUUUUGCUUUAUUUUCAUACAGAUAUAUGUAUACAAUAAAUAGGCGUAAAUCUAUAUGCACAAAUAUAUAUGUGCAUAAGCGUAUUCAUAAGAUAACACUACUUUAUAUAACUGGAUAAAUUCAUGCAAUGAGUGUACUAAGGAUGAAUGUAUACAAACUGAUUUUCACACUAACAACAUAUUUAUAAACAUAUAAUAACUGUUUUAUAUUCAUUUUACAAUUUCAUGAACUAUUGUUUGUUUUGACUACAAGUAUAUGCUUAUUAACAUAAACGGUAUAAGAUUUCCAUCAAUUUCUAAAAUGACAGCAGAAAACCUUGUAGACUUUCAUGCUACAUUCUUUCUUUUCCUUUUUUUUUUUUUAGAAUAAUUUCUGUUAAGUUUUAAAAUAAAACAACAUUGAUAAAUGUAUACAUUUCUGAGAUGAAUUUUUUGUUUUCGACGCGGUAUCAGAUAACAACAAACGGUGAGAUUUGGUUUCAGGUUCAUUUGUUUAAAUAUUUUCUAAUUUGUUUAUAUGUGCGUGCGCGCACAUAUAAGAUAUUUUAUAAAAUCUCUGUCAGUUAAACUUUAACAUAUUAACGUCCUAUUGCGCAAUAACUUUGUUUAUUAACAAAACCUAAUUCUGACUUAUUUUUAUCAUUAACAGAUUUCCUUACUCUAUCUAUAACACUAUAACAAUUGUGUAAACAUAUGCUAUUGUUUGCUUGUAUUUCGAUUGUCAAAGAAUGAAUGAAACUUUGUGAAAUUGCUCUUUCACGAUCACCAGUAAAAACAAAGGAUUCUUCAUCAAAUGCCUCGGAACUAAAUUAAAAAAAAAAAAACCAAAAUAUUUCCUACCUACAUCAGCUGUCUCAGUCAAUCGUAUCGCCUUAUUCGUGCGACGGACUCCUUUUAGUCAGUACUAAUUAUAAUUCGCCUUGAAGUAAACACUAGGUUUCUUCAAGCUUUUGAAACUUUAUUUCAAGUAAAAUAAGUUAAAAAUAAUAACGAUUUGUAAGCAACCGUUCAUAUGCAUUAAAUAAUUAAUUAUUAAAAUAAUCAAUCAUAAUUUAUAUUGUUCUCUAGUAUAAUAUAUUUUCUAAAAUUUGGCCAAAGUCAGUCAAGAAAAUAAUUAUUUUAACAAUGAGUUAGAGAAGUGAAGGGAGUCUUUUUUGCAGUCCCCUACUGAAAUAUGAAUUCGAAAAAAAUCUAUACAUUCUGAGGAGAAUAUAUGAAAAUUUUGUUUACUAUUAUUUAAAGAGUAGGCAAGUAUAGGAUGAUUCGUGUUGUUCAGUCCAUUUUAUUGCACGUUCGAAAGUGAAGUAAGGAAUACAGUUUACAAAAAACAUCGCUUUAUUCCUGUGCAAAGGGGCUCCUUCCUUUUGGGACUUUUAUAUGUACACUUUCAACUUCGCAUCUCUUCAUUUAUGGUCUUGAUGUUAGAUUCUCCUUUGUUUCUUUAAUAUGAAUUUUUUAAACAACUUCCAAGAGUGAAUUCACAUAAAUGACUUUUUUUAAAGUAUUUUGUAGGGCAUAUCUUAACAAACAGUACAUUCACACAUCAGCUUUGAUGCGAUCAACGUCUUUGACAUGCAAAAUAGUUUCAAAAUGCGAUAUAAAUCUGCCGAUUAAAUAAAAAGAUUAGUGUAGCCACUUAACGUUAACCUAGUGGGGACACGAAGAUGCAUAGUUUAACUAUGGCGCGAUUCGUGGGUAUUAAGAAAUGCUGUUGGCCCACUAUUUGUACUACACCACUCUGUUCCCUAAAAACUCGUCUGAAUUAUUUCGCUACAUUGUUCUGGCAACCACUGUUCCAGUGGCUUUCAAGUGUUGGAGAAAACUAAACAGUGUUUUUGGUUUUGAUUUUUCACGAAAUGAAAGCAACAUUUUUUUGCUUUUUGCACAUAUUCUUACAUCCGGCAUAGAACAUUUUUACCGUCUGCUUAGCGUUCGCCGCCGCUUCACGUUUUCAACCAAUUGACGGUUUUGUGUUCAUACACGUCCAUCCUUGCGUUUGCUUGGGUAGUCUGUCUUUCGUGAUAUGUUAAAAACCAGCAAACCUGAGAAAUUACAAAUUACAACAACAAAAGGAUUGUAAUUGACAUAUAUAUUUAUAUACAUAUUGGAUAUCUACUUUUCGACUUAAUGGCAAAGGGGAUGUUGAUAUGAUGCGUCGGAGAUAAAAUGAAAUUUGUACACAAUCGUGUCUCGGACAUAGAAGCGUUCAAUAAACCAAUGGAAAAGGCAUCGUAAAGAGGUUAAAGAAAAAAACUUUCCCUAAGCGAAUUCUACUUGAGUCCUCUACCCCCAUUCAUCUCGUGCAAGGCUGUUGGGUUAUUUUUUCGAUAAAUUUCGAGUAAAUCGAAAUUUCGCAGCAAAAAACUCAAUCUCGCAACAAAAAUCUUUAAGUCGCGAGCAUAGAGUUUUCUUACUUUCAUUGCACUCGAAGUAACAUUUUUUGGUUUUUUUUUUUUUAAUUGUAGCCUAAGCACGUGUUUUAAGCAUAUUGUUUGCAUAUUGUACUUUCUUAUCAACCUAUUUAACCUAAUUGUUAUAUACAAAUAUGUAUGUUAGUGUUUUUAUUUUAAAAAACUUGCAUUAAAAUUACAAUAUCUCUUGUUUCUUUUAUGUGCAUGAACAUAAGUAUAAGUGCGAGACUAUGCAGGUAUGUAUGUUACACUUAUGCAAACCUAAAUGUUAUUUUGUUUUUCGUAAAUUCUACAUACAUACAACUAUUUCCGUACUAGUGCACGUUUAAAUAUUGUUUUUUUAAAUGUGUUUUCAUGUCGAAAACAAUAAAAACUUAAAAAGCUAAAAAACUUUUGGAUUAUUAAUGUAUAUGUUGAGGUGAUCAGAUUUAUUGGCACAAAAGGCAGAGCGUCCAUUGAAAGUGGAUAAAAGAAAGCUUUUGAGUACUCCCUCCUUGAAAGAAUCCCUAAAUUUUAAAUACUACAGUCACCACUUUUCGUUUUGUCCCCACAGAAUUUCAAGAAUGGGAUACGAAUAAUAUAACCCCCUCUUAUUAAUUAGGCUUCAGAAAACAGUAUCUUGAAAAUAAAUUUUCAAAAACUCUAUAAACUCAUAAUUUUCCCAGCAGUAUGGUGUAGUGUUGAAAAGUCUAUUAAAAUUUUUAAAAUACAAAUUCAUAUUUGUAAGAUCCUACGUGGGACAGUAUGUAAGGUAUACAAGGACGGAAAAACGUUGUUGAGACUCACGUACAUCAGAAGAAAUCGAAUGUGAAGUUAUGCAGAUGAACACGUGUUACGCAUUGUAUUCGUCCGUACGUUUUCCAAGCAAGACUUAACUUUAAUGCGCCUGAGUCGACGAGUAGCUAAGUUAGUUUUCACGGGCUCAAAUCUCAUGUGCUUUGGAUUGGUCGCAGCUACAGUGAGUUUUCAGUCGGUAAGGGCACAACACUUAUCCAUGGGGCACGCGCUAACGUAACGCGCUUUUCUUCUUUCUGACCCCCACCGUGUUACAUGAAUAGAAGAUAUCUUCAAAUCAUUGGUCAUAAUACAAAACAAA
Messenger RNA from Glossina fuscipes, 4942 nucleotides. RefSeq names its product 2-oxoglutarate-dependent dioxygenase ecdK-like. The transcript has 6 exons. Gene Ontology annotation, molecular function: dioxygenase activity. The record is from RefSeq and is a predicted model, not a curated record. The coding region runs from base 55 to 1278 and encodes 407 amino acids. NCBI's taxonomy places the organism in Eukaryota, Metazoa, Arthropoda, Insecta, Diptera, Glossinidae.